Molecule: messenger RNA, 5352 nt
Organism: Apis dorsata (giant honeybee)
Lineage: Eukaryota; Metazoa; Arthropoda; Insecta; Hymenoptera; Apidae
Exons: 7
Coding region: 1186-3525 (779 amino acids)
Source: RefSeq, a predicted model, not a curated record
UUUCAUGAUGUUAAAAAUGUCUUUUAUUGAAAAAACUUUAGAUUGGAAUUUAUAUAUAUCUACUUAUAUAUCUAUUUACUGCACCAAACUACAGAAAAUUCAUUUAAGGAUCUAAUUCUAUAAAAUUUUAAAAAUAUUUACAUUUUUUUUGAAGUACUCAUUUCCAAAAAUUUUUUACAAUUGUAAUUUCUAUAGUUUUCAACGAAGUAACAUUACAUAAACUAUUUAUAUUAUUCUUGUUUUUGUUAUGUUUUCUUUACAUUGCUUCUAAUAUGAAUGAUGUAUAUAGUUACAUUUCAUGUCACGCUAGUUCGUCCUUGACAUUUCAAAGGAAACAGUUGUAAAUCUAUUUACAAAUAAAAAUAACAAAUGUCCGAAUAAAAAAAUAAAUGUAAAAUACAAUGUGAUAUUUUGUAACAAAGAUAAUUUCAUUUAAAAAAAAAAAAAUUUUCCGGAAACUCUAAAAUUUGAAACGGAAAAAGAGGGCGCGCACAUCAUGGCGCGUCGCCCUUACGACUUCCGGUAAAACCACGUGACCUAGCUAACGGUCGCUGUUGCCCUGAAGCGUCAUGGAAAUUCCCAUUCCCGAGCAACAACCCCCGCCCCCUUCUCUAUGUACAUACCCCCUGCUCACCCCCUCCCCAUUAAAGUCCCCACUAUGGCGUUGUCAGGUACUUAUGUACAUCCCCCACUCCUUUGCAAAAUUCUCUUCCCCCACUACCUAACUAUUGGUACCGGAUGUGCGGCAACGUCGCAACCGUUAAGUACAUAAGGACGAGUGGGAGGGGGACGAAGGGGGGUACGAGAAAGAACUGGCAACGUGUACCACAUUCAAAUCUGGACAGAACCCGGUCGGCCUCUCGGUUCACCUCCGCACAAAACAGCAGAAAACGCGGGCCGCGAGAGAAUUGCGUAUACGUAUAAAACGAGCAAUCGACAACAGUUCUAUACGAUCUGUUUAAGAUUAUUUGUGCACAUUGUCGUGUAUCUUUAUUGUCAAGUAUAGACACGAAAUAGAUUUCUAAGGCAAGGCGCAUUUCGCGGCGCCCUCGUGCGACGACCCUUUCGCUUUCCCCCCGUAAGUGUGAAUUUUGCGCGCGCGCACAUACAGUUUAAUGUAAAUGUCACGGGAACGUAGGGGUAGCGUGACCGUGUGGCGGAAGUGUUGUUUUGUGUUGUGGAAUUAUGUGCAUGGACAUUCAGGUUAACGAGAAGAAGAAGAAGAUGACCGACAGGAGUGUCGACGAAGACGUACAAAUCGUCGAAGCCCGAGUCAACAGAGGUUUUGAUAAAGUUGUUGUUAAGCAAGAACAUCCCGAUGAAGCGGAAAUCCGAGAAUUGGCUGCCAAAAUGGUGGAAGCAAACAAGGCGAAAAUGGUCAGCGGGAUACCAGGAACACCGCAACAACAAAGGCCUCCACAAUGUCUCCUUCCACAAUCAAAUCUUCCUGGUAUUUUAGGAUAUUUGAAUAAACGGCCGGCAGAUUCAUCAACUGCUGUGGCAACGAAACCUCCUUCUACUGAGGGCAAAGUACCACCUGAUGAUGAGAGUCAACGAGGACGCUUCGGAUGGACAAGCUUUGACGAUUGUCAUAUACCAUAUAUAUUUCGCUCUGGCGAGAAGUAUUGUGCUGUACGAAUCUUAGAAUCUAAGUUGUUGAACAAGUACCUGAGUUACCUACACUCGGAUAUCUACAGUUGUACGUGUAUAAGAAGUUAUUAUAUUACGGAAGCGGAAAGCAAAUUAUUCACUGAUAUAAAUGUGAAACAUUGUGAGAAUCAAUUUGGAAGAGAACCAUUUACAUGUAAAGAUCUGGUGGUUCGACUUUCGGACGCGAAGGAGUUUUAUACAUUUUUGGAUGUGUGUUAUACGAAAUUAACAGCAGGCACGAAUCCUAAUGUAUCAAGUGGGCAUAAAGCCGACAAAUGUGGGUUUAUUCGAAUAAACAAGGAAUCUGUAGUACCUUAUACAGUAAAAGACGGUCUUCAAUAUGUCCCUUUAUUUUAUUUUGAAGGCGAGACUGAGAAUCUCAAAUUAAAAGCGGAGAAACUGGAAGGUUGGGACUUAUCGUAUUUAAAAUUUUGUUGCAAAGUACAGGGUAUUCGUAAUGAAUUGUUCGCAAGUGAGACAUGCUCGGUGAUUAGUUUGAAUGACAUUAAAAGUUAUUUUCCUCCCGGUACGGGAUUUGAAGACUAUUGGCCAACUAAAGUGAUGGACUCUCAAUUAUUAGUGAAUAGCAAAGGUGGUGGUAGCGGUGGCGGUUGGACAAAACAACCUCCGACACCGCCGGCGACAAAACCAGUUUCCGUACAAAAUAGUGCGAAUAAAGCGACGGUUAAUGCACGAUCAACCCCUAUGCAUAAUAUGAUACCACGUGGAUCUGUCGCAAAUACAUCGCAAGUACAACGUGUCAGUCAACCCAGACCUGUUACAACGACCCAUCCUGCGCAUUCUUCACCAACAGCACUUCCGUCCGGAAGAUCGAAUAUUGUUACACAACCAAUGUUAAACACCGUGCAAAGUGUUAAUGGUUGGACGGGUCUCGUUGGUGGUCAACCUACCUUCCAAACAGCACUUGUUUCUCAACCUAGUUCUAUAAUACGAAUGCCCUCAUCUUUAAAUAUGCACAAUCAAAUAUCGACACCACCAAAAAAUUAUUCGCAACAAUCUAGUAGGAGCAGAGGGGGUGGUGGUAGUGCAGCAGCUCAGUACCCUGGAGUAUAUCCAGUUACAACUAUGCAGAAUGUUGCUCAGGCUCAGCCACCCCCUCUUGUCAGAGCAACAGUUCAUUCCAGUCAACCUAAUCUUGGUUAUCCAACCUAUGGGAAGGAUGACUGGGUUACAUCAACAUAUACUACACCUACUUUAGGUGUACCAAAUGCUGUUACAGCAAGUACAUAUCCUCAAAUGCUUGGUUUAAGUGAACAAGUACAAGCCCUGAUGCCAUCACCUACUUCUGUAUCUACAUUGUUGCAUCCACAAAGGCAUACACCAUCCGUACAUAAUACAUCUCAUACAAAAUAUCCACCACCAUUAAUACCAGUUAAUGGUAGUAAUAACAGUACCAGGGAUUCAAGAGGUAGAAAACCACUAAUUCCAAUAUCAGAGUCACAUGUAUCAACCUGUCAAGUUCAACCUUAUCAAAUUCAAAAAGCACUUGUAGAAGACAAAAUGGUACCUUGUAUUAAUUUCAAACCAUAUAUAUAUUCUGAAUUAUUGAUGACACUUAAUGACUUUGUCGCUCAGUAUUUUCCUGCUUGUGACAUUAAUAGUUGCCGACAAGUCCUUACAGAUGUUUUGCAUAUAGAUUUGUAUCAAGGAAAUAGGCUUCAAAUGAAGAUGUUAAUGGAAGCAGGAAAAUGUUCAUCUUUAAAUGAAGAACUACCACUAAUACAAGUAAAAAAUAUAAUGAAAUAUAUGCCCCAAUUGAAAUAUAUGUUUAAUAGAGGUGGUGAAAUGGUGAUGCCUGCACCUGCACAUUCCUCCGAAGAACAUCCUGCCAAAAAGCGUCAACGCACCAGCUAGGACUGGCUACAGCCUUACUGGCCUACUUAUGAUUAUUAUCAUUCGGCAUUUUGAAAAAGCCGAUUACUUUGACUCAUAUGUAAUAACUCAGCAUUAUUAAAUGCUUGAGAAAAUUGGAUUAAUCUGUUUUGACAUCAUGUGUCAGAAAGAAUGCACAUAACCGAAGAUUACCUUUUAUUACAAGGAAUCUGUGACAUACUGUGAGCUAUUUCUUUCUCCAAAGUGUAUCUAUUGACAAGAAUAUGCUUGUAAAUAAAACUGAGAUGUAUAAAACUAAUGCACAGUUGGCAAUUUAGAUAUGCUUUUAUAUAUUAAGAUUAUUAACACUUUUCUUUAAGAUUUCGUUUAUAACUAGAAGUUGUUGAACGAAAAGCAAGCAAAAACCAUAAAUACUGUAAUUAUCAAGAUCAUUCCUCUCUUUUUUUUCUUCAUUUUACUUUUCUACCUCUGCUAUAGAGUAUACUAUUGUCUUAUGUAUACUAUUUCUUUAUAAAUAAAAUGAGUUUUAAUCUUAAUGUGAUUCGGAGAAAGAAAGUGCUGCUGUGCGAUAAUUCAUUAACAAAACCGAAAUGCUACUAUGGGUUGUUUAAAAUUUACCUAUAGAACAUGAUAAACGGAUAUCAAAAUUUGGCAUUUGUAUUAUAUUUAAAGAGACGAAGGUAAUGCUUCUUCAAGUUCCUAGCUAUUACUAAUAUGUAUCCUGAUAAUUGCUGAAAAAUAAUUUAAAACUGUUACUAAUUCUCAACAAUGGUUUAAUAUAAAUUGUGACGUAAGUUCAGCAAAACUUACUAAUGUAAAAAUAUUCUAAGUUUUGAAUGUUGAAAUCUCUAUUUUCUAAAGUUCACUUGUCAAAAACACCGUAAACAGUGAUGCAAGAUUGAGAUAUUAUCAGUGUGUAAAUAUCUAAGUCAAUAAAAGAACUGCAAUUUAGAAUAUUAUUAAAAUAUAUGACACGUAUUAACAGUCAAUGAAAUACGUAAUACCAGUGUUUAUGAAGGCUUUAUAAUUGUUUCAAAUGUGAGUACAAUCAUUCAAAAAAUGUAAUUGAUUUUAUUUUAUUUUUAAUAAAACCAACAUUAUUAUUAGUAAAGUAUUGUUAAUUAUAUAGAAGAUUAUGUAAAAAAAAAUAUAAAUUUAAAUUAAACUAUAAAAAGAAAUUGUCUUAUUUCUUUAUACAAGCAGUUUUCAUAUUUAUUAUUUGUUAAAAUAUAUUUCAUAAAGUGAAUAUAAAAUGUAACAUAAUUUAAUUUAUAUAAAGAAGUGAUAUCAGCUUGCAAGUACUUAAAAAAAAAAAACAAAAAAAAAAAAAUAGUUGGCAAAAUUGACAAAGCACCUGAGAUAGUCUUCCGUUUUAAUAAUAUGAAAGAAAAUAAUUUAUGUUUAUUUGUAAAUGAUUUUUUAUUUGUUUAAAUAAAUAAAAAGUAACACAAUAUUGUAAUUAAGAAAAAUAAAUUCAUGUGUAUUCAUAUGUUAAGCGUAUAAGUACGCUAAUCUUAAUUGAUCCUGUUCUCGAAAAAAGAGGCUUAAAUUAGUAUUACUGACUGAUUAAUUUUCAUAUUCGCUAUUACUAUUACAUGAAACAGAAAAAACUAAAUAUAUAUACGCAAAAAUAUGUAUAUGUAAAAAAAUAAUUCUAAGGAUAAAUUAAUAUUGACCAUCCAUCAUGGAUUUUCCAUAUAAAAAAAAGGCUUAGGCAUCCUGUUACGGUGGAAAUGGUAUAUUUUGUUAUUUAUUAAUUAUAUUUAGUCAUAUCACAAUUUCAAAGAUUCUAUUGCCAUUAAAAAGACUAUGUACCAUAGACUGGUGUCUACUUUUUUCUAAUAUUAA